This is a messenger RNA of Anopheles stephensi (Asian malaria mosquito), 2077 nucleotides long. RefSeq lists its product as uncharacterized. NCBI's taxonomy places the organism in Eukaryota, Metazoa, Arthropoda, Insecta, Diptera, Culicidae. The transcript has 2 exons. The coding region runs from base 120 to 2057 and encodes 645 amino acids. The record is from RefSeq and is a predicted model, not a curated record.
AACGUCAAAACCAUGCUGAGUUGAUAAUCGCUUUUGUUUUGCCUUCGUUUUUCACGCAACAACAACAAAAAAAAACCAUAACAAAACCGAUCCGGCUGCUACCGACGGGAAAAAGCAUCAUGUUUAAACCAUCGCGCUGUCUUUACUUAAUAGUUCGCCGCACAAUUACCCAAACCAGCUACAAAGCGGUCCAUCUGACGGGGAAUGUGACGGUAAAGAAGUUCAUCGACUCGGAAAAUGAUUACGCCAGUGCGGUUUUGCAGAACGUUCAGCUCACCGGCCAUCGGUUGACUGUGCCGGACCAACCGGCGGAUAUGGAAAGCAUCCUCCAGUCACCUGACCGUUGGUGUAAGGGGGAUCCGGAGAAGGUGUUGCAGCUGUUACGGCACAUAGUGGCAUCGAUCGGGGCGAAGGGUGAGGGAGCAUCCGCGCUGGAAGAUGUACGGUUUUCCGAGUUUAUCACCACCUUCGUGCGGCUCGUGCCAUCAUUUUCCGACACCCAGCUGUCCCAGGCACUGGAAACGCUUGCCGCGCUGGAAGAGAUUCAAUCCAUCUACGAACCAAACUAUCUCUCCCUGUGGACCACACUGGACACGGAAUGUUUGGAGCGGGUAGUGAGCUGGAACGUCGACCAGCUGCUACACUUUGCCGACCGGUGGUAUCCGCUCCGGUUAGCCAAGCAGGGCAAGUACGUGAACAAAGCGAUCUGGAAGAUCAGCAACCGGCUCCGGAAGCUACCACCGCACCAGCUGCUCAAGACCGCUUUCUACAUCAAUCUAACGCGCGUCCCGGUAGAAAACAUGAUCGAUAUCGAGACGAACUUUCACCAGCACUUUGCCACCUUCUCGAUCGACGACAUCGCGAUACUGUGCAUGGGUUUCUUCAAGACGGAAACACCGAUCCGGAAUGGGGAGCUGCUGGACAAGAUCUACCACAAAGUUACCACCCAACUGCCGGCGGUGGACGAUAUAGCGCUGACAGCGAUACUGAAGCUACUGCGCUACUCGUCCCGCAUUCCGCAGGUCGGCUCGAUGCAGCAGCUGCUCGAUGCGCUCGUGCCGGUAGUGCCGAACCUUUCCCUGCAGGCCUGUCUGCACGUCGCACUGCUCGGCAGCGACAUACACCUGUGCCAUCGGGGUACGCUAGAGUUGAUAGUGGACAAGUUUCUCGCGAACGUACGCGCACUGCGGCUGAAGGAUGCGGAACGGAUUGCGUUCGUGCUGGCGCACGGUAACAUCGAGCUGCGCGAGUCCCGCGAAAUGGUGCUGCUGCGUGCGAUUCUAGCCGACCUGCCGAACCGGGUGCCGGAAAUUGUCCAGUACCCGAAAUGCUACGUCUCGCUGCUACACUUCCUGUCGCUCCGGAACGUCACCGAUGCAUCGCUCAUUUCGGCCGCAUUCGACCAGAAGUUCUUACAGCUCGCGUACCACCGUAACAUUGGUGGGGCGGGGCGGGAAGCUGUUUCGCUGGACGCAUUUACGGCCAUCAAUCUGGCGGAUGCCGGAUACGCUGGGAACCGGUUCCCGGACCAAGCGUUCCGGUUGGUGUGUAAGCUAACGCAGGACUAUCUACCGAACCCGAAGUACAAGCUUACCAAGUCCGACCGGAUGCUGUUGGACAUACAGGAAACGUUCGACGCGCUGUGGAAGGUACCGUGCCGGAUAAUGCACCUGUUGCCCCAUUACCAGCGGCCAGACAUUUUGUUUUGCUGUGACGACCGAACGCGGAAGGUGGUGGCGAUGCCGGAUGACCUGGCCAACACGCACGAAAUACGGACGCGCGAAAGCAUUUUGGGGGAGCAGCGUACCGGGGACAGCAGCCUGCGGCUGGUUGCAAUCGUUGUUGGCUCGUGGAACUGUUACAUCCGUAACGAUCGGCGCCGUACGGGUGGGUACGCGAUGAAGCUGACACAGCUCCGGAAGCUACAUUAUGACACCGUCGAGAUACCAUGGUACGAGUGGCCGUUUUAUUCUCGCGACGAAAUGCAACGAUAUCUCGAGUCGAAGCUGGCGCCGUACUUCAGCAAGGCACGCAAGCAGGCGAUGGUUAAAAAAUAAAUAGUUUACAAGCCAACCGA